GCUUUGCACCGGGUCACAAUUAGUCAAGGAGAAACUGCAAGUCGCUUUUGAUUGGCUCGGGGAAAGCGGCCAUCUUUAUUUCGGCCGACGUCCUGCGUUCAUUUAGGGCAACGAGCAUGCGCUCCAUCCCUAAGAGUCUUUGCCCUAAACCAAUAUGGCUGCGCCCUGGACCUCUCUUCUGCUUCUUUGAGUAACACAGAACAGAUCACCGAGGCUGUUUCCCCAUAGGUCAUCUGCAAGAUGGUUCUGCGGGCGAGAGGCCGGGAUCUGCUGGCUCUAUGCAGGAAUCCCGGGUUUCGGUUGGCGCCUCUCACCACCAGCCCUAAUCCAGCCCCAGCGCCGGAGGUGGACCCGAAGGAAAAUGAGAAGAUCGCGCCGGAAUUCACCAACCGAAACCCCCGCAAUCUGGAGCGUUUAGCCCUGGCCAGGAAGGAGCGGGGCUGGGCCACAGUGUGGCCGUCGCGAGCCUACUGGCACAGGUUGCGAGUUAAUCGGACCCAGCACCACAUAGAAGCAUUUGUUGAGCAUUCUAGUGGGGAUGUUGUGGUUUCUGCAUCCACUCGUGAAUGGGCUAUUAAGAAACACCUCUACAGAACUCGAAAUGUCAAUGCCUGUGAGAAUAUAGGAAGAGUUCUGGCCCAGAGAUGCCUGGAGGCAGGAAUCAACUUCAUGGCCUUCUAUCCCACACCUUGGGAAGAAUCCUCAGAAUCGGCAUGUUCUGCCUUGAGGUUUUUAGAUAGAAGUGAAUUGCUUUUGGAUAAGAUGGAAGAUCUGUAUAUUGAGUUCUCUUCUCUGUAACAGCCCCAGUACUGGGGGCUUAACUUUGAUAGUAAAUUGUGUUUUAUAUACCACAGUACUAACAAUCUUUUGACAUACUUAUUUUAGUCCUAUAUUAUUAUCAAGACCAAUUUAUACAUAGUAGAUGCUAAUUAUAUAUUCCUUGAAAAAUAACCCUAUCCUUUGUAGUGGGAAAAGUUGAAUGCUGGCAUUAUUUUGUUUACUUUCUUUUUUGGGACAAUAGUAGGAAGAUGUUUUCUUUGUGUAUCCUUUUUCUUUUUGAAUCUCAACAUGGUGCUAACUGAAUCUUUUUCUCUUUCCUUAUCUGAAAAUCAGAUACAGCGACUACAAGAUGCCAUGAAAGAAGGUGGGGUGGUGCUACGGGAACCACGAAGAAUCUAUGAAUAAAAGAGAAAUUUCAUUUCUUUUGGACUUUUAAUUUAAAAAAAAUCAGUUGAUAAACCCUUAUCAAGAGACAAAAACUUGAGAAUUAUGAGAUUUUGCCAGCAUAAUAAAUGUGCCAUUUUUUAGA
This is a messenger RNA of Monodelphis domestica (gray short-tailed opossum), 1309 nucleotides long. NCBI's taxonomy places the organism in Eukaryota, Metazoa, Chordata, Mammalia, Didelphimorphia, Didelphidae. The record is from RefSeq and is a predicted model, not a curated record.